Messenger RNA from Cokeromyces recurvatus, 1256 nucleotides. RefSeq lists its product as uncharacterized. The coding region runs from base 117 to 1133 and encodes 338 amino acids. NCBI's taxonomy places the organism in Eukaryota, Fungi, Mucoromycota, Mucoromycetes, Mucorales, Mucoraceae. The transcript is spliced from 4 exons. The record is from RefSeq and is a predicted model, not a curated record.
AUAACAGUGUUUUAUAAUUGAUUUUUCAUUUUUUUAUAUUGCAUGCAAAGUGUCAUAGUUAAUUCAAAUUUUGAUUUACUUUAUCCUUUUUUUUUUAUUUUUAUUUUAUUUAUAUAAUGAUUCUUAUAACAAGUGCUGACCAGUAUAUAGGAUAUACAAUUACAUCUCACUUGGCUCAACAUAAAUCAUUACGACAAGAACAAUUACGAAUUCUCUGUGAGAACAAACAAGGCUGCUAUGGGUUCUUAAAUGCAGGCGUUGAUGUUUGUCAAGUAGACUAUAGUCAUCCAAAUCUUAUUUCACAUGCAUUGAGAGGAGUCGAUCACAUCAUUCUUGCCAUUGGUAGUGACCCUGAUAGAGUUAAACAUGCUGCCAUGAUUUGUAAUUUAGCUGCUCAUUCUGGUGUAUCCAGUAUCAUUUGUAUUUCUCAUAUAGGCUGUACUGCGAGUUCUCAACGCUAUCUAUCCCUACAAGAAUUUAGUGAAAUUGAGCAAAUUGUCAUGAAUAGCUCAUGUCAAUAUACAAUCUUAAGACUUGAUUUUGUGCAACAAUAUUUCCAUUUAUGGUCUAAUUAUGCAGAAAAGCAUCGUGCCAUCAUCUUACCCAUGGCUGAGGACAAGGAAAUAUGCCCUAUUGAUAUUGAAGAUGUAUGCAAAGUCAUUGAGAUACUAGUGUUAGAUAAUGAAAGUCAUUUGUGUAAACCUUAUCUUGAAGAUAAGCAUGAUGGUCAAGUCUAUAUACUCACUGGUCCAGAAUCCAUGAAUGGGAAACAAUUGGUGGAAAAACUUGCAGAAAGUACUGGAUACCAUCAAUUUAAAUAUCUCUAUUCACGUCCUAUGGAUAUCAGCUAUUACUUGACUGGACUUGGUAAGGAUGUUUUAUUUGAUGCUCGAUUAAAACAUGAACGAUAUCAAAUCUAUCACGAUACUUUUGAUGAUAAAGCGUACAAAACAAAGGCUUAUGCAUAUCCUUCAGAUAACCAAAUUCAACUCUUCCUUGAUUACUUUAAUUGGGUACAACACACAUCAGGUAGCAUUUAUGUAUCUCAUACAAGUAUGUUAACCAAGACUUCAUGUCAAACAAUUCAAGAGUUUUUUAAGAGAAAUGCGAAUAGUUUUAAACCAAGAGUAUAAAAAAAAAUGACGUGUUUUUUUCUUAUUCAUGUCGUACAUAUACAUAUAAAUAUAUAUAAAGGACAGGAUAAAUAAAUGAUACAUAUUAUAUAUGUAUAUUUUAAUAUGCAUUAUAAAUUUAAU